Nezara viridula (southern green stink bug) is the source of this 399-nucleotide messenger RNA. The record is from the annotation of a GenBank genome assembly. NCBI's taxonomy places the organism in Eukaryota, Metazoa, Arthropoda, Insecta, Hemiptera, Pentatomidae.
AUGCUUAGAAGGUCGCAGCACUCUCCAGGGAGGAGCUCCCACGGGCCUGGUAGACCCUGUGUGACAAUUUCUUGGAUACAAGAUGUAGCUGCCUUGUCAUCUAGCGCUAGAUCCGAGAAGGAAAAAGAUAAAACAUGCGAACCAGCUUCAAAGAGGUUAUCAUCAAAAGAAACACGAGUAAGGAGAUGGAUGGAAGAAGUCAAAGUGGAAAUGAGGAUAACGUCAAAGAAGGUACCCCGAGAGCGAUGCUAUAAGCUGGAAACACAUCAUCAGCCCUUUAGCAACAAUGCGUCAGGAAUCUCCCACCCUGAGCUUGAGAGAGCAGCACCUCAGUCUUUAAAAUAUCUAGCAGGUCGGCUUCCUGAUGGAGAUAUCGACACGUUUUGGAGCCCCUUUUGA